AUGAGCGGCGGCAAGCUGGUUAGCCCGGGUAAAGGAUUGCCCCGCGGUGAUAGUAUGCUCGACAUCGACCACGGCGACUCGUCCAAUACUCGGCUCGGAGUGCGUCCGAAAGCGCUCAUGAGAGUAGAAAGCAACACUAGCUUUGGAAUGUCUGGGCUCCAAGUACAGGAGGGCGAUGAGGAUACAGACGAGCUACAUGACCCUCGCGCGUGGCUAAAGGUUAUUGAUGCUUUUGAGCAGCCACGACUUUUUUAUAAUGUCGAAAACGAGCACUUCGAAAGAGAUACGACAAAACCAUCGCUCCUACCGCAAGCCUCGCACAAAACUGCCGCCUUUCGCGACCGAUAUGAGGUUAUUCACCAACGACUGCUUCGCAAUGAAUCUUUCAAAAGAACUACCGUCUCAGCCUCUCGAACGCACGGCCCUCAAACAACGUCAAAUUCCAAAAACAUGGAGAUUACACCGAUCGCAAAUAUGCUUGGACGCCACGGCAGCAACCACUUGCUUCUCGGGCAGCUUAAUAACCUAUCCACUGGCGAGCUGGCAAUCAGUGACUUGACGGGUACCAUUGCGUUGAAUCUUGACAAAGCCAUCACCAUCCCCGAUGACUCAACCUGGUUCUGCCCUGGUAUGAUUGUUCUGGUAGACGGUGUAUAUGAGGAGGAAGAAGAGUCUGUUGGCAGAGGUCUGGGCGGUGGCAGCGGCGUCGGAGGCACGCUGGGAGGUCGCUUCAAAGGCUUCUUCAUCGGGCAUCCCCUAUGCGAAUCUCGACAAACAACAAUGGGAAUAACUGGCCCCGAAAAAGCCCUCGAUGACACGAUUGGAGGAGGAUUCGGCUGGAUCGACUUUCUAGGCGUCGGCAGCGAGCGGGCCGUGGGCCAAAAGAUGCGGCGGCUUGAGCGCCGCUUGCUGACGCGGGCGGCGCCAGCACAACCAUUAUCACUCGAGGAGAGGGAGGAAGAAGAGGAAAAUGGAGGGACAGAAUACCGCGGAGACCGCCCACCCCGCGGCCGCAUCGUGAUCAUCGGCGAACUGAAUAUCGACCAGGCGCGCGUGUUACACGCGCUGCGCAAGAUCCUCGAAAUUUACUCGGCGGAGCCCGACGGCAGCGCGCCGGUCGCGUUCGUGCUCGCCGGCAACUUCACGCAGGACGCCGUCCUGUCGCGCGGCGGCGGAGGCAGCAGCAUCGAGUACAAGGAGUGCUUCGACGCGCUGGCCUCGACGCUGUCCGACUACCCGAAGCUGUUACGCUCGUCGACCUUCAUCUUCGUGCCGGGCGACAACGACGGCUGGGUCUCCUCGUUCACCGCCGGCGCGUCCACGCCGGUACCGCGCCAGCCCGUGCCCGACAUGUUCACCUCGCGCGUCCGCAGGGCGUUCGCCACCGCCAACGCCGAGGCCGGCCCGUCGGCGGCGGCGCGCCGCGGCGGCGGCGUCCCGGGCACCGCCGUAUGGACGUCCAACCCGAGCCGCAUCAGCCUCUUCGGGCCCAACCACGACAUCGUGCUCUUCCGCGACGACAUCUCGGCGCGCCUGCACCGCACCUCGGUGCACCUGACCACGUCGAGCGGCGGCGACGGCGACGGCGACGACGUGGCGGCGACGGCGGAGUCCAUGGACGUGGACCGCGAGGAGCCCGAGGUCGCGGCGACGGCGACGGCGGUGCCCUGGGAGAAGCACGCGGCGCGGAAGCUCGUCAAGACGCUGCUCGACCAGGGCCACCUGUCGCCGUUCCCGACGUCGACGCGCCCGGUCCACUGGGACUUUGCCGCGGCGCUGCAGCUGUACCCGCUGCCGACGGCGGUGGUGCUCGUCGACACGACGACGGCGCCGUUCUGCGUCACCUAUGAGGGCUGCCACGUGAUGAACCCGGGCGCCGUGGCUGCGCCCGGGCGCAAGAGCAUCGGCCGCUGGAUCGAGUACGAGCUAGGCGGGGUUGGCCGGCUGCGAGAGUGUCCGUUGUAA
This is a messenger RNA of Cordyceps fumosorosea ARSEF 2679, 1965 nucleotides long. Its product is annotated as DNA polymerase alpha/epsilon, subunit B. The coding region runs from base 1 to 1965 and encodes 654 amino acids. Gene Ontology annotation, cellular component: epsilon DNA polymerase complex. Gene Ontology annotation, biological process: DNA-templated DNA replication; error-prone translesion synthesis. The transcript has 2 exons. Gene Ontology annotation, molecular function: DNA binding. NCBI's taxonomy places the organism in Eukaryota, Fungi, Ascomycota, Sordariomycetes, Hypocreales, Cordycipitaceae. The record is from RefSeq and is a predicted model, not a curated record.